Messenger RNA from Arachis duranensis, 1587 nucleotides. Its product is annotated as glucose-6-phosphate/phosphate translocator 1, chloroplastic. Gene Ontology annotation, molecular function: phosphoglycerate transmembrane transporter activity; triose-phosphate transmembrane transporter activity; antiporter activity. The record is from RefSeq and is a predicted model, not a curated record. The coding region runs from base 168 to 1337 and encodes 389 amino acids. The transcript has 5 exons. Gene Ontology annotation, cellular component: membrane; Golgi apparatus. Gene Ontology annotation, biological process: transmembrane transport. Lineage: Eukaryota; Viridiplantae; Streptophyta; Magnoliopsida; Fabales; Fabaceae.
CUUGUCAACUGUUGCUGAUUUGGCUUCCUCGCAGUAAUCAAUGCGUAAGACACAAGAAUCCACAUCACAUUGGUUUCAUCAAAUAUACAAAUACAAAUACCCUUUAUUGAUUAUAUGAACAUGUACAAACUCAUCAUCUUCUUUGUUUUACACCAUCAGAAACCACCAUGAUAUCAUCCUUAAAGUACACAGCACCCUCACUCCUCGCCGGCUCUGCUGCAUUCUCCUGCAGAAAGCGUGUUCCUGUUCCAAGGCUACCACCCUCUAUUCAAAAUCUUCAACAAAGCACUGCACUACCCUCUCUCUCUUCCCAUAAACCACUUUACAUUAUUCCAUGCACUCAGAACCUCACAUUCUCAACUAAACCUAGAAGGAAGGUUGCAGAGUGUCAUGCCUAUGAGGCAGAUAAGUCACAACCACAAGCAGCAGGGACAUCAGAGGCGGCUCAGAAGCUCAAGAUUGGUUUGUAUUUUGCUACAUGGUGGGCACUGAACGUUGUCUUCAACAUAUACAACAAGAAGGUUCUCAAUGCUUUUCCUUACCCUUGGCUCACUUCCACUUUGUCCCUCGCCGCCGGCUCUCUUAUCAUGUUCAUCUCCUGGGCCACAAGGCUCGCUCAUGUCCCUAAAGUUAACAUGGAUUUCUGGAAGGCCUUGUUCCCUGUUGCAGUAGCACACACCAUUGGGCAUGUUGCAGCUACUGUGAGUAUGUCCAAAGUUGCAGUGUCAUUUACUCACAUCAUCAAGAGUGGAGAACCGGCUUUCAGCGUCCUAGUAUCGAGGUUCUUGCUCGGCGAAUCGUUCCCUAUACCGGUUUACUUAUCACUGGUGCCAAUUAUUGGAGGUUGUGCUCUUGCUGCUGUGACCGAACUCAAUUUUAAUAUGAUCGGGUUUAUGGGGGCUAUGAUAUCAAAUUUGGCAUUUGUGUUUAGGAACAUAUUCUCAAAGAAAGGAAUGAAGGGCAUGUCCGUUAGUGGAAUGAACUAUUAUGCUUGCCUUUCCAUAUUGUCUCUAUUGAUUCUCACACCUUUUGCCAUUCUUGUGGAGGGUCCUAAGAUGUGGGCUGUUGGCUGGCAAACUGCCCUCUCUCAAAUUGGUCCAAAUUUUGUUUGGUGGGUAGUUGCUCAGAGUGUGUUCUACCACUUGUAUAAUCAAGUCUCGUACAUGUCUCUUGAUCAAAUAUCUCCCUUGACAUUUAGCAUAGGGAACACAAUGAAGAGAAUUUCAGUAAUUGUCUCUUCCAUUCUGAUCUUCCAUACGCCAAUUCAUCCCAGCAAUGCACUUGGUGCUGCCAUUGCAAUUCUUGGCACCUUCCUUUAUUCACAGGCAAAACAGUGAGGCCUAAUUCAGAUGCUAAGUUAAGUGAAUGCUUAUUCAGGGAUGGAGCUAGAACUAUGAGCCUGUCAGUGUUAGUGAGAACAGUUGAUGUUACUAAUCAUGUUUUGAUCUUUGUCAUUGUAGACGAAAUUUUCGUUUCUUUCGUGUAAUCUAAGGUUGAGAAGAAUUUACCUGAUUCAAUAAGGACUAAGAAUGAACUCUGGAAUGUGAGUACACUAAUGAGGAUUUCUAUAGCCCAAAAUUAGUUACA